Molecule: messenger RNA, 540 nt
Organism: Fusarium fujikuroi IMI 58289
Lineage: Eukaryota; Fungi; Ascomycota; Sordariomycetes; Hypocreales; Nectriaceae
Product: related to a putative low-affinity copper transport protein
Exons: 4
Coding region: 1-540 (179 amino acids)
Biological process (GO): copper ion transmembrane transport
Cellular component (GO): membrane
Molecular function (GO): copper ion transmembrane transporter activity
Source: RefSeq, a predicted model, not a curated record
AUGGAUCACGCACACAUGGACCACAGCGGCAUGAGCCACAGUGGAAUGGACCACGGAGAUAUGGAUCAUGGACACGGAGGAGGCAUGAAGGAUAUGUGCAGCAUGAACAUGCUGUUCACUUGGGACACCACCAAUCUCUGUAUCGUCUUCCGCCAAUGGCACGUUCGCUCGACAACCUCCCUCUUCUUCUCUCUCGUCGCUGUGAUUUUCCUCGCCGUCGGCUACGAAGCUCUCCGUUCCCUCUCGCGACAGUACGAAGAAGCCCUCGAUAAUCGCGUUCGAGCCGCACCCAGUCUUGAUGUUCCCGUUACUGAGUCGACUCCCAUCCUUGCAGGACAAUCCCAAGGACAGGCCGAUCAGCGUGCUCACCUCAUCAAGGCUGUCUUAUACGGCCUACAGAACUUUUACGCGUUCAUGCUCAUGCUCAUUUUCAUGACGUACAACGGCUGGGUUAUGGUUGCUGUUUCUCUCGGCGCAUUUCUUGGAUAUCUAUUCUUUGGAAAGCGAACUUCUGCUACCAAGGAUAACGCAUGCCAUUAA